AUGCCCAGGAAAGGGAACAGAAAACGGCUGAAGUAUCGGGCCGAUGAUGUGAGCUCCCACAGAGUUACUGUGGCAGAUUAUGCAAAUUCAAAUCCAAAAGUUGUAAAGUCUGGAAGAAUAAAAAAGGCGGUGGCCAAUGCUGUUCAAAAAGAAGUGAAAGCACUUUGUGGUCUUGAAGCUUCGCAAGUGCCUACUGAAGAUGGGUUAUCUAUAUUAUCAGAGAAUGGACAACAUUAUGGAAGCAGUGAUGAACUGGAGGAUAGUGAAAAUCAAAAUGGUACUUCUUCUAGGAAAAAGAAAAGUAGAAAUCAUAAAGCUGUAGAUGACAGAACUGGAGGUGUCUAUCCUAUCGACAUUUGGCAUGUCCUUGCCAACUACAUAAGACCUGAAGAUGUUUUGACAUUUGCUCUUAUUUGUAAGAAAGCUUGGACCGUUACUUGCACUGCUGUCUUUUGGAUGAGAUUGUACAAAAGACAUUACAGAACGAGCGCCUACCUUCCCGUUCGUCUUCUUCCAGAGUGUAUGUACAGGCUGAGAUCUUUACGUGCAUGUGUUAUCCGUUCCUUGUAUCACAUGUACGAGCCGUUUAGUUCAAGAGUUUCUAAAAAUCCAGCAUUACCCGAGUCAACACCUAGCACUUUAUUGAAUUCUAAAUGUUUACUCUUCUGUUGUAAAAAAGUAACUGGAAGCAGGCCUGAGCCCUUGUGGGAGUUUUACUUCAAAUUUAAGAAGCCGCCUCUAAAACAGAAGAAUCAUUGUAUUAAUUAUCUGCAGCCUCCAACAGAGUACAAAGAAGUCCAUUAUAACCCAGACCAAGACUGUUGCCUACUUCAGAUUACUACCCUUAACUUUAUCUUCAUCCCUGUGGUCAUGGGUAUGACACUGACUUUUCUCACAAUAAACGUCAGUACUGACAUGAGACAUCAUCGUGUGCGACUGGUCUUCCAAGACUGUCCUAUGUUAAAUGGCAAGAAGCCUCGUGGGGAACAAGGCAUACAAAUAGUUCUGGAUCCUGUUCAUUGCGUCCAUCUUCUUGAAUGGUGGCAUCCCAAAUAUCCUUUCUCAAUAAAAGCUUAG
This is a messenger RNA of Staurois parvus, 1077 nucleotides long. The record is from the annotation of a GenBank genome assembly. Lineage: Eukaryota; Metazoa; Chordata; Amphibia; Anura; Ranidae.